Molecule: messenger RNA, 1245 nt
Organism: Gongylonema pulchrum
Lineage: Eukaryota; Metazoa; Nematoda; Chromadorea; Rhabditida; Gongylonematidae
Source: the annotation of a GenBank genome assembly
CAUGAAAUGUCCGAAUGCAACCACAAGGCUGCCACCGCUGAGGCACUCAGCCUUCACGGUAUGGAUGAAAACGAUAAAGCAGCAAAAGAUAACGAAGAAGAGGAAGAUGAACUGCAUGGUAAAAGCAGGAGCAGCCUUGUUUCCGAGAACCGUCCAAAAGGCAGUGAUGUAAACAGCGUGCCAACGACGAAACAGCCCACUGCAAAGCAAACCGAGCCGUUUGACUGCUCCGACAGUGAAAUGAAUUCGAAGGAAUUGUCAGUCAGCGCGUCACCUGACAAAAAAUUAGUGCCUAACAAACACAUCGAACAUGCCAGUACCAUGUCCUCCUUGGACUCAUCUGCACUGGACGAUGAGAAAGAAUUGUUUGCUGAUGAUGAGCGGGCUGAACAAAAGAAAUGUCUCUGGUGGAAGCUGCUUGAAGAUUUGCAGUUAAAUAGAAUGUUACUUUAUAAUAUGUUAUCAUCGUGGAAUGGCGUGCUUGAGGAAGCAUCAGUUGCAAGAGCCUACUGUGACCAGUUGAUAUCAACUUUAUCAUCGCACGAGAAGCAGGUUCCUCCGGAAAAAGAUUUACUCAUGGAUGAUCGAAAGAAAAAUGAAACACAUAUUGACUUACAGAAUGGUCUGUACAAAAAAAAUGGAAAAUUUAUUAUGAAGAAUCCGUUUGUGGAACGAUGGGGGAAGAAAGAUGAUUAUGCAUCACCAAAACAUGAGCAGAAUAGUAGCCACGUUCCUAAAUCAUGGAACACGACUUCACGAGUUGCUCGUUCGGAUGAGGAAAACUGGUCUUCAGCGAGCUUUUCAUCAGCUGAUCAAAAUAUGGUGAGCGCACUGUUCACCGCAACCAGUUCGGACGCCGUGGAAGCAGUAGGAAAAGAACCCAGCACACAGGACUGGUCCACGCCAGAAACCGAAACAAUUUGGAACGAUAAUGCCAUGUGCGAGAGACGAAACAAACAAAGCCACUUUUCCAAAGGACGAAAGCACAUUAGCUCCGCACUGUUCCCCAACGAUUUCCGAGGUAUGCAGAAGGAGCGCAUAUGGAAGUGCCUGGUGCAGGAGCAAAACUUUGAUAACGAAAUCCUCUAUAACCUUUUAUUAUUGUGGGACAAAAGCAUCCUUAGCAGCGAAAGUGUUAUUGAAGCAUAUCGUCGAUCUCUGAAAGAACUGAACAUUUCAAACGAUGCUCUGAUGUCGAUUCUGAUGAACGUUGAAGGUCUAAACAUGGCCCUCGACUGUGUUUGA